AUGGCAGCAACUGACUGCUUAAUAUUCGUUCUCGGCAGUCAUAAUUGGCAGCAGGAGUCUUACUUCAGCACCGGGUCAGCCAUGGUUCACGAAUUGCAGCACAAAGCCCUCAACGAUAUGCCAGGGGUCCACUGCUAUUCUUUGUGGCCAUCGAACGUUCUUAAAACUCCCGAAGACCGAGACGAUUACCGAGUGAUUGAAACAGAUCACGAAGUGCCAAUUUGUGAAGGUGUGCACCCUCAAAGCUCCCUCAGAUUUCACUCUUUGAGUACAGACCAAUUUUCGAAGUACAUGGAACUCUUGGUCACUAAAUGCUUGGACUUCAUUAACUAUAUAGAGCAGAAACACGGGAAAACUCUCGACUUUUUGAUGGCCCAUCACGUGUUCAACAACCCAGCGGUUCUAGCUGCAGUCAACCAACAAAGAGUUUGGGAUGGCAUGAAAAAAAUCCCAGUUUUUGCUUUUUCACACGGAACAGGAAUGAUGAUGUAUUUGAACGAGUUAGACAACCACCCCGAAUUCCCGCUUCGAUUUUAUCCUUGGGUUCGAAAAGCGGUCUGUUUGUUCGAAGACGAAACCGAAAUCCAGGGAGUUUUUACUCUAACAGAACUUCAAAGAAGCAGGUUCUGCAAUCUCUUUCCAAAUUUCCCCCAGACGCGAGUUAAAUUAGCAACACUGGGCUACCAACAGACGAUUUUCAGAAAAUUGGCGGUCCCAGAAAACCGGAACGAAUGGAGUUUGAAAUGGAAGCAGGUUUUGUAUGAGGAAAUUGACGAAUCAGUGUUGCCCCUUAAUAUAGGAAAUAACAAACCGCUGCCUGAUCUGCACUCUUUUGAACAUAUAGUCGUGUUCUGUUCAAAAUUGGACAAAGUAAAACGCUUAGAACUUCUACUGACAGCUUCGAAAAAUUGGGAAGCUGACAAAAAGUCUAUUUUAACUUUAAUCGCUGGUAGUGCUUCCAAAGAAAACAUUAAAACAUACGUAGAUAUGGCUUACUAUGAUCUAAGACUUAAAAAUACUUAUUUCAUUGGUGCUUUAAUGCAGAGCGAACUAACGAAGCUGUUCAACCUGGCGGAUAUUGUUGUGCUUCCGAGCAAAAUGGAGGCAUUUCCCAUGGUUCUCGUAGAAGCGCUGGCGUGCGGUACCCCUGUAGUUGGUAUUGAUACUUGGGCUUGUUCCAGCUUCACAGCUGAAAAUGUUGGGAUUUUAAUUAAAGAAAACGAAGAUCAAAACCAAAUGGCGAGAGAUAUCAAUGAUAAUGUUACGAAAGCGUUGAGCGAAAAUUGGAAGAAGACUAAAAGCGAGCAUUGUGCCAACUUAGCUCUAAAGAACUUCUCUAAUCCACGUAGAGUGAAGCAGCUUCUGGACUGCGUGAAAGAAGUGAUCGGAGACUGA
Symsagittifera roscoffensis is the source of this 1395-nucleotide messenger RNA. RefSeq lists its product as uncharacterized. Gene Ontology annotation, molecular function: glycosyltransferase activity. The record is from RefSeq and is a predicted model, not a curated record. The transcript has a single exon. Lineage: Eukaryota; Metazoa; Xenacoelomorpha; Acoela; Convolutidae. Bases 1 to 1395 code for a protein of 464 amino acids.